CUCUCUCCGAGAAAACCAUUCCUUCUUUUGUUUGUUAUUGAGAGGAAAGAACAUUGGGUUUGUUUUCCAAACCUUCAACUUGAAAGCAAGCAGAAACCCUGUUUCUUUGCUUCCUUUCUUGUUAAUAACCCAAACCCAUCUCCAUUGUUACCUUGUUGUUGAUCAUCGAAAGGUUUUUGCAUGUGUGUUUACGUCUGUUUUGGUGCAAAGCAAAAGGACAGAGCAGAGAGUGCUCUAGAUAUGGAUAGGGAGGGUGGAAAAUGAAAGAAUCAGCUGUUUCUUACAUGUGUUUGUUUGCGUUAGUAUAGCAUGUGCAGUGUCUUCGGGCUGCAGAUGGAGAAUUAUCAAGGUGAUUUAAACGAUAUAGUUCGGGCAAGUGGUGGUCCGAUGGGGUGUGGCUCUGGUCAUGGUGCCUCAGAUGUUCCUGCUUCGAGCUGGCAGCAAUUCCCAUCCGCCUCCGAUCCAUUGAAUUUUGCAUCGUCAGCCAUGGAAGUUGAUAGAGUGAAGGCCUUCGGUGACCCUUUCUCCACCAUGAGAGAUCCACUUCUUCAUGAGCUUAACGUGGCUGCUGCUGCUGGUUCAAGCUACUUCAGCAGCCCUACUUCAACUGUUGACGACACUUCCAACUUUCCUGGUGCAAGUAACAUGGCUGGUCAUGACAAGAUUUUCGAGGAUGACAUGAGAACUAGUACUCCCUGCAACAUCUUUUCUCGGAUUCAGAUCUCUCCUAGCUCUAGUAAGCUAGCCGUGUCCCCCUGUGAUUCGCCGCCGCUGAUGGCUGCUGCUGGUGGUGUUGGUGUUUCCCCAAGGGGAAUUAAGGCUCCUGCUGUGCUCCCAAGCGAAAUGAUUAAUGCCAACAGCUCCAAAGGUUGCUUGAUCGAUAACACCGGCCCACUGCAGAUCUCAUCUCCGCGGAAUCUGGGUAUCAAGAGAAGGUUAGGAAAGAGCCAGGCGAAGAAGGUGGUUUGUAUUCCAGCACCAGCAGCUGCCAACAGCAGGUCUAGUGGGGAAGUAGUUCCCUCGGAUCUGUGGGCAUGGAGGAAGUAUGGGCAGAAACCCAUCAAAGGUUCUCCUUAUCCAAGGGGCUACUACAGAUGCAGCAGUUCCAAAGGCUGCUCUGCAAGGAAGCAAGUAGAGCGCAGCCGAACUGAUCCCAAUAUGCUGGUUAUAACGUAUACAUCUGAGCACAACCAUCCAUGGCCAACCCAAAGAAAUGCUCUUGCCGGGUCAACAAGGUCUCAGCCAUCCAAAAACAAUGCUUCUUCUUCCAAGAGCUCACCAAGUUCGCAGCCCCUAAGUUCAUUAAACCCCAAGGAUGAGCUCAAAGAGAGCAGCAGUGAUGCUUUAUCUCCAGCGGUUGCUGCUAGCUCAACUGCAAGUGCAUCAGUUAAAGAAGAGUUUGAGGACAUUGAGAAGCAGCUGGAUAUAGAUGAUGCUGAAUUUGGCGAAGGGAUGCCUCAAACAUACAGGCCUGCACUGCCAGACUCCCAGGCGCAAUCUGAGGAUUUCUUUGCUGAUUUGGAUGAGAUAGAGGCUGACCCUCUAAAUCUAUUGUUUCCACAAGGAUUCACUGAAGAAGAGCAGAAGGAAAACAAAGCCAUGGAUCCAUUUAGUCUGUUUGAUUGGUCGUCAGGGGACAACAACGCUUCCUUUUGAGAAGCCAAAAAAGGGGUUUAUAGCAAGACCUUGAAUUCAAAGCAACAAGCAACAAAGUUUCACACUAAAACAUACAUAGAGACUGUUUCUAAGUUAGGUUUGGGAUGCAAAUGGAUGCAAGGUCCUGCUAUAAACCCUUCUUAAAAUUCUCUGGUUUGGAAAUUUGCAUGUGGGGAGGUAGAGAUUUUCGAUCUCUGCCUACCUUUCUACUACAACCUUUUGUUUAUUUUCUUGUUAUUUACCAGAAUAGUCAGAAGAUUAGGAAGGAAAAGAGAGUAAAAGACAGUGCCGCUGGAUUGGGAGCAGACCCCAUGGAGUCCCACAUUCCUUUUGGAAUAUUGGUGGAUGGGACAGAAAGCUGAGGAACAGAAGGUUUCAACAGUUAAAACAAGUACGUCCAUCAGACAUGACUGGAAAACUCAGUGAGCAGAUUGAUUUAGGAUGGGACUUGCCCUUUCAUCUUUUCAAGUGGAAAAAAUUAUUUAAGCUUCACCUCUGUCCAUGUGGGCAUGGGCAAAGGCAAUUCCAUUCUUAUAAAGCCCAAAAAAAAAACAAAACCCCCCAUGAUUUCAUUGCUUUGAUGUGAAGAAAUAAAUGGGGAAAGAUGACAAAAAGACUAUAGUGGUGAAAAAAUCAUUAGAAAAGCUUGACUUUUCUUGUCAAUCUUCUCUUCUCUAGGAAUGUGCCAAGGAAAGAGAGAGAGAGAGAGAUUUAUACUUACACAAGCUUUGGGUUCCUCAGCUUUCUGUUUCUUUUAUUAUCCAUCCAACUUUGUGUCUAAUUUUAUAUUGGAGUAUUUAAUUAUAUCAACAUUUAUUUAA
Molecule: messenger RNA, 2477 nt
Organism: Theobroma cacao (cacao)
Lineage: Eukaryota; Viridiplantae; Streptophyta; Magnoliopsida; Malvales; Malvaceae
Product: putative WRKY transcription factor 14
Biological process (GO): regulation of DNA-templated transcription
Cellular component (GO): nucleus
Molecular function (GO): transcription cis-regulatory region binding; DNA-binding transcription factor activity
Source: RefSeq, a predicted model, not a curated record